CUCCAGACCCGGCUUGCGCCAUCCACCGCGUGGCCCGUGCUGCCCGUGUUCGUUAUUACCUGUGGGUCACGGGCACGGUGUUCAACAGAGAUCCGAUAUUCAGAGUGUGAGUAAAGGUAAGGGUAUGAUUGGUCAAACGAAUUUCGAAUCCUGAAUCCUGGUCUGAGGCAUUGAGAUAAAUGUUGGCACUCCUACCGUGGAUCACGCACGAUUCUGGAUGGAAAGCAAAGAUUCUAAGCUCUUAAGCUCUUCACAAUGGCAGGCUUCUUACAACAAAUCGUAAGCGAGCUCAAAGAAUAUCACAUUUCGCACCUCAUCCUCAUUGCCAUCUUCCUCGGCAUCGCAUACCCGUGCCUUCAAGCUCUAUACAAUCUCUAUUUACACCCGCUUCGACAUAUCCCAGGCCCCCCACUAUGGAUUGCAUUCCCAAUUAUGAGAACGAUUGGUAUGGUUCGGGGAAUAGCCGAAUUCCAGGUCCGCGAAGCUCAUGAGAAGUAUGGCGAGAUUGUUCGAAUCUCCCCUAACGCAAUCUCCUUCAUCAACCCACAAGCCUGGAAAGACAUCUACGGACAUGGACAUGCGGAAUUUCCGAAGCACUAUCCCAAGGGGAUCAACAUGGACCCUAAAAAGAUCAUCUCGUCCAAUGCAUCAGACCAUUUCCGCUUCCGACGAGCAAUGUUGCCAGCCUUUUCCGACAAGGCCCUGGCGCAACAAGAGCCGCUCAUUAAAGUCUAUGUUGACCUAUUGGUCGAGCGGUUGCGAGAAGUGUCCGAGUCGGGCAAUUCAACUGACAUGGUCCAGUGGUAUAAUUUCACAACUUUCGAUUUAAUCGCAGACCUUGCGUAUGGUACUCCUCUGCAGGGCCUAGCUGAAGGCAAGUCAAAUGCGUGGCUCGAUAAUAUCUCCAAGUUGAUGAGGUACAUGCCUGUCCUGGUUUUGAUCGGCGUGGCGCCUGUCUUGGGUCUGAUUCUCAAGCUUGUUGCUGGAUCUAAAGUUCGCAACUCACAGGCUAACCACCUUGCGCUUGUUGCCAAGCUUGCCCAUGACCGUAUCUACCGUAGGAAACAGGCGGAUAGAGGUGACUUCAUGGAUUAUUUUAUGCGCUCACGUGGUCAGCCACACGAGCUGAGUGAUGCCGAACUGAUCGCGAACAGUGAUCUGUUAAUGGUUGCUGGAUCAGAGACAACUGCAACACUCUUAAGCGGGGCGACAUACUGGCUGCUAAAGACACCACAUGCGCUUAAGAAGGCCACGGAGGAAGUUCGUAACGCGUUCAAAUCGGAAGAAGAAAUUACAUUUCAUGAAGUCCGCACUAAACUACCCUACAUGGCUGUCUGCUUGGAAGAGGCCUUGCGCCUUUUCCCUCCAGUUCCGAUGUCUCUAUCCCGUUCGGUACCAAAAGGACCGCCCGUGCAGAUUGUGGGCUUGACAAUUCCCGAAAAGACUGUCGUUGGAGUUCACCAUAUGUCAGCUUACCACUCAGAGCUUAACUUCCAUAGAGCGCCGGAAUACAUCCCAGAGCGGUGGCUCCCCGAAUCCGCCACGAAUCCGGCGUCGCCAUUCCAUAACGACCGUCGUGAUGUUCACCGCCCCUUUUCUUUCGGGCCUCGGGACUGUAUAGGCCGCAACCUUGCAAUACACGAGAUGCAUUUGAUUAUGGCUAGGGUCCUAUGGAAUUUCGACCUAGCUUUAGAUGAUAAGUCUAGAGACUGGCAUAAUCAGAAGAUUUUCGGACUUUGGGAGAAGCCACCUCUCGAGGUUGUUAUUAGACAGCGGAAAAUCUAGAGUAUCAUGUAUCAAUGUGUUUAUAGACUAAAGGCAAUACGUAUCUACCUGCUGCUCGACUUCCGGGAUAACUCGCGAUAGCAAUCCCCAUUAUGUGUGCUCUUUGUGGGGGCGGAUCUUUCAUAGCGACACGGACAAUGGAUAUAAUAAUCACUGGUAUAAUUAAGUAUUGCCUGCAAACGGCAAGAUGAUGAAAAGGGAAAGAUUUGGUAAUUGAAGCUAUCUAGAAAGUGCCAAGCUAAUAUAGGUCUAGUCUGCCUAGGCUUACCGCCUUGGCAGGUGUAUAAGCCAUAUAUAAGGCAGUGCAAUACACCC
Molecule: messenger RNA, 2100 nt
Organism: Daldinia loculata
Lineage: Eukaryota; Fungi; Ascomycota; Sordariomycetes; Xylariales; Hypoxylaceae
Product: cytochrome P450
Exons: 2
Coding region: 256-1785 (509 amino acids)
Molecular function (GO): monooxygenase activity; heme binding; oxidoreductase activity, acting on paired donors, with incorporation or reduction of molecular oxygen
Source: RefSeq, a predicted model, not a curated record